UGUAAACAUACGCCAUGUCCAUAUGUGGCAGUGCAGGAAACUUUCCUCUGUAAAGUUCAGUAACUGCUGUUUCCCUUUAUAAGUUGUUAUUGUCCAUUAUUCAUGGAUAAGUUCUUUAUGUCUAAUAGAAUAUCCUGUUUUGGGGUUCGUGCUUUUGUGUCUUUCUACAAAAGACGUGUGAUAAGUCAUUCUGCCUUAUGCUAACUGAUUAGUUAGCCCUGCUCGCUGGCCUGAACUCUAUCGCUGAGACAGGGGAAAGGAGAAAUAUCUCAUUAUCGUGUAUCAGGGUCUGGCUGCAGGACUUGUUUAUAUUGUGUGUAAUAUUGCCGUGUUUGCGGGGGGAAAAUAAUGUCUCGGAACCAGUAAUGGACCGAAUAGACCAGGACUGAAGACUGUUCUUCUGCGGGUUAUUAGCUGAGGAAAUAUUGGCGUUGAAAACUGCAUGAGAGCGGGGAGAUGGAGCACAUGUCCUCCAGCAACACUCAGCUCAUUUUGAGCGGCUCGGAUGCAGACUCGGACACGGCGGAAGAAGAGGAGCAGGGCUGCGGGGAAAGGAGAGCCGAGCAGCGGCGCAGAGCAGAGCGGGAACCUGGCGCCGCUGCACCGGCCAUAACGCGCGCCAUGGUGGCCGGAGUAGCAGGCGCUAAACCAGGCAAAAAGACCCGCGGGAGAGUGAAAAUUAAAAUGGAGUUCAUUGGCAAUAAGCUGAGGCGCUAUACCACUUUCAGCAAGAGAAAGACUGGCAUCAUGAAGAAGGCAUAUGAGCUGUCCACCCUCACUGGAACUCAGGUACUACUGUUGGUGGCAAGUGAGACAGGUCACGUGUAUACAUUCGCAACACGGAAGCUGCAGCCAAUGAUCACAAGUGAGACAGGCAAGGCACUAAUCCAGACGUGUUUGAACUCACCCGACUCUCCGCGCUCCGAUUCAGCCACCGAUCAGAGAAUGAGUGCCACAGGCUUCGAAGAGACAGACAUCACCUAUCAGGUCACAGAGAGCGACGGCAGCACAGAGGAGAAGGAAGUGAACAAGUCUGCAGGAACUAUAAUGAGCAGCAGUGUAGAGACACCAUCCACUUCCUCUGCUCAUUCAGAUGGCAGUGGACCCUCGCAUCCUGCUACCACCUGCUGGUCAGUGUCCAACGGUGCACUGGUGAAGACUACCACUGCAGCUGGAGUAGUGCAGAUCCCCGGUGGAUUCACACUCGUGCCUGGUACAGCAGUGUCUCAGUCGCUACAGUCUGCUGAGAGCAGUGAAGUGCAGAAUUUCAGCAGCGCAGCCGGAAGUCACUCUGCAGUGAUGGCAUCCUCAAUAGCGGGACAUGUGAUCUGCCCGAGCGCAGUGGUGUAUGCUAACUCAACCUCCACGUUAACGGAUCACACACUCACACAUGAUAAUCUUCCUCAGAUGUUCCUCACAUCUCCUAACGGAACGGUUCAGAUUCCUGUCUCUGCUGUUCCACUGCAUUCGAUGUUGAUAAAUCAACAGAACUCCAGCAGCACACACACCCUGACAGAGUUACGUGGUGUCAACUUGGACAAUUCUAAAUCAGAGUGACGCACACUUUAAGUGUGUGUAAUAAGCCAAGUGUGUUUUCCAUGCGGCACAGUAUAUAUAUAUUUUUUUAAUUCUGGUUUCGGCUGGCAACUCGAUUCUUCCUCUUAUUGUUUCCUCAGUUCAGCUCCACAUGUGCGUACACACACUUAUACAUGCACACGAUUUAAUUUGUACACUGCACAUCACACAGCUGUUUUUUUUAUCAUGUUUUUAAAUAAACUUCAGACCAAUCUCCAAACUGUGAGAAGCAUGCCACUGCAUUCAGUUC
Hemibagrus wyckioides is the source of this 1825-nucleotide messenger RNA. RefSeq names its product serum response factor-like. Lineage: Eukaryota; Metazoa; Chordata; Actinopteri; Siluriformes; Bagridae. Bases 457 to 1557 code for a protein of 366 amino acids. Gene Ontology annotation, molecular function: serum response element binding; protein dimerization activity; DNA-binding transcription factor activity, RNA polymerase II-specific. The transcript is spliced from 7 exons. The record is from RefSeq and is a predicted model, not a curated record. Gene Ontology annotation, biological process: positive regulation of transcription by RNA polymerase II.